Fusarium odoratissimum NRRL 54006 is the source of this 543-nucleotide messenger RNA. RefSeq lists its product as uncharacterized. The transcript is spliced from 2 exons. NCBI's taxonomy places the organism in Eukaryota, Fungi, Ascomycota, Sordariomycetes, Hypocreales, Nectriaceae. The coding region runs from base 1 to 543 and encodes 180 amino acids. The record is from RefSeq and is a predicted model, not a curated record.
AUGGCUACUAAAGCAAACGUCCCCAAAGCUCCCUCCAAAACCAUUGAGGAAUUUCUCCACCGCCAUCCCCAAGUCCGCACCGACACCGCCGCAAAAGCCGAACUAGACCAUCUCCACGAACACGACGAUACAUUCUGCGUCAUAAACAAACUCUACGAUAAUGCCAUUCUUCACAAAGACUACGACCCGGACUCUCUAAAACUCAUAUUUGCGUUUGCUUACGUCAACGAUGAGCAAGCAAUGGCCCAUUAUGCAGAAGACGCUGGAGAAGAUGAUAGUGUCUUGUGCGAUUGUGAAGUGGGGAGGGAGGAGGGUCCGGAUCACCACCUUCAUGAGUUUGUGAGGGCUACCGAACCGGAUUGUGAGGUUCAUAAGGGAGAGGAGCCUGAUCCGGGGUCCGGCCCCUCCAAGAACUCAGCUACAUGGCCCAGUCCCGACAAGAAGCCCAGCUUCAUCGACAUACCCAAAGUAGACGUCAUCAACGCCGGCUCUGGCAUCCGCCUCUUCCAUGCGAGGACAUCCACCAUGCAGUUCUACAAGUGA